Molecule: messenger RNA, 801 nt
Organism: Triplophysa rosa
Lineage: Eukaryota; Metazoa; Chordata; Actinopteri; Cypriniformes; Nemacheilidae
Product: forkhead box protein H1-like
Exons: 3
Coding region: 1-801 (266 amino acids)
Biological process (GO): regulation of DNA-templated transcription
Molecular function (GO): sequence-specific DNA binding; DNA-binding transcription factor activity
Source: RefSeq, a predicted model, not a curated record
AUGCAGAGACAGCACAGCGGCAUGGUUGUCAAAAGAAAGUACAAGAGAUACUCCAAACAAAAAAUGACCUACCUUGGUCUGAUCGCCUAUGUCAUUCAGAAUGCGCCUGAGAAAAGAUUAACGUUUUGCGAGUUAAUGAAUGAGAUUGGUACAUUUGUCGUUGGGGAUCGAAAAGGACUUGAAAAUAACAUAAGAGUCUGUUUAUCAUUAAACGACUGUUUUGUAAAGGUGCCCAUAAAUCCAGAGUGUCCCAACGCAAGACGCAAUUUUUGGAAAUUGGAUGACAGUAAAAUUACUCCAAAGAUGAUGCGACGACACUUCAACGGUAUACGCGAUAUGUUUCCUGACAUUUAUGGAAACUCAGAAACUACAUCCACGAAAAAUGCAACUGCAAAAAAAGUUAAGAAGAGCAGCAAUGGCACCGAGACAGAACAGAAGUUCACCAGCUCAUUUUCCAUAGAGUCAAUUUUGCAGCGGGAAAACAGCGCCCCCACGAGUCCUGCCUAUUUUCCAAGAACCUUCACAAAUGUUUGUCCUGGCCUAACACCAAGUGCAGACUACAGGUUGGCCUGCAAGAGGAAGACAUGGGACUACCAGGAUCAAAUGCAAUAUGACCAUUUCAGAAGAUCAUAUUCACACUUUUCUUUCCCAUCUUACUGUCUGGGCCAGAGGAGUGAGGGAUGCAGUCCUAUGAACCCCCCAUCUAGGAUGUGCACUGCUCCUGAACUGUCUUAUAACUAUACAGCUUUUGACAACAAUAGGCAAUUCACCUCUAACUCUGUGGCCUGGGCUUACAUAUAA